AUGCUGCAACUACCAAACCACUCUCCCUCCUUCCUCUGUAGAAGCAAAGCCAAACCAAAACCAGACACAGCCAAAGCACAGAUUGAUCAAACCUACGUUCUUGACAUGGGUCGACUUGCACCAUUGUCAGAAGAACCCAAUAUUAACGAAGAAGAAGAUGCCACAAAUCGCUCUAGCAAAGGCAUAAUGAGAAGCCAGACAUGGAGGAAAUGGAUCAAGACCCACCUCACCUCCCUUGCCAUCUUCAACAAAAGGUCCAACUUCAAAGUGCUCCUGAGCGUUCUGGGGUGCCCUCUCUUCCCCGUUUCUGCCCUCCCGAAACCGCCCCUCAACGAGGUGGGAUCUACUGCGCAAUACAUAGUACAACACUUCACAGCAGCCACAGGCUGCCGUAAGAUAGAAGGUAAAGUCAAGAACAUUUUCGCAACCGGAAAAGUGAACAUGGCGAUGGUAGCUGAUCCUGGUCCUGGCAGCACCACCAGCGGAGCCACCACUAUAUCGGAAAAAGGGUGUUUUGUAAUGUGGCAGAUGAUACCAAAUAAGUGGCUGAUUGAGCUAGUUUUGGGUGGUCACAAAAUAGCAGCGGGCAGUGAUGGCAAUGUGGCAUGGCGGCACACGCCGUGGCUCGGAGCGCACGCUGCCAAUGGCGGUGUUCGCCCUCUCCGGCGAGCACUCCAGGGACUAGACCCCAUGGCGAUAUCAGCUGUAUUUGCCCCAGCACAGUACAUGGGCGAAAAGGAAAUCUCGGGCGUCGAUUGCUUUGUCUUGAAAUUGUCAGCUAAUCAGGCAGAUCUAUCUGAGCGAAGCGAUAGCACUGCAGAGAUGAUCAAACAUGUGAUAUUUGGUUACUUCAGCCAAAGAAAUGGACUGCUAGUGUAUUUAGAAGAUUCAUACUUAACUAGGAUCCAGUCACCUGGUGCCUAUCCUACAUACUGGGAGACAACAAUGUCAACGAAAAUCGAAGAUUAUCGGACUGUGGAAGAGGUGGUGAUCGCGCACGCCGGUCAGACGACUGUGGUCAUCACACAGUUCGGGGACAAUUUGAAGACGGGCUCUGCAAUCACAAGGUUAGAAGAAACAUGGAGCAUCGAUGAUCUUGCUUUCAAUGUUGAGGGACUCUCAAUGGAUUGCUUUAUUCCUCCUAAAGAAGUGCAGAAAGAUCGACCGAAGAAAACUCUCGAUUGGAGAUCACCAUUGCAUUGAGCAUGUUCAUGAAUCAUUUUCACC
Molecule: messenger RNA, 1227 nt
Organism: Argentina anserina (silverweed cinquefoil)
Lineage: Eukaryota; Viridiplantae; Streptophyta; Magnoliopsida; Rosales; Rosaceae
Exons: 3
Coding region: 1-1203 (400 amino acids)
Source: RefSeq, a predicted model, not a curated record